UUGCAGAGUGUGAAGCUUUUAGGGAUUCUGGACAUUGGGAAAACUCCUUGUGCAAGAGAUGCUGUUCUUCAUGGUGCAGGAGGAUCUGCCAUCGCCGGAUUAGUGCACUUUCUGGCAACUAGCAGAGUAAAGCGUUCAUUUGAUGUUGGGAUGGCUGGAUUCAUGUUGACUACACUGGCUUCAUGGUUCUACUGCCGGUUUAACAAUGCAAAAUUGCGGGCUCAGCAAAAGAUUAUUCAGGAUGGAAUUAGGAAUAAAGCUAUUUAUGAGGGGACGAGUCUUGAUCCUACACGAAAAGCAAAAGAUGAGUAAAGACUGAAUGCUCUUUGCAGUGACUUUUAUGUUGCCCUUUCCCUUAAUGCAGGUUUGUUCAU
Molecule: messenger RNA, 374 nt
Organism: Trichomycterus rosablanca
Lineage: Eukaryota; Metazoa; Chordata; Actinopteri; Siluriformes; Trichomycteridae
Product: cytochrome c oxidase assembly protein COX20, mitochondrial-like
Exons: 3
Biological process (GO): mitochondrial respiratory chain complex IV assembly
Cellular component (GO): mitochondrial inner membrane; mitochondrion
Source: RefSeq, a predicted model, not a curated record